Molecule: messenger RNA, 841 nt
Organism: Cyprinus carpio (common carp)
Lineage: Eukaryota; Metazoa; Chordata; Actinopteri; Cypriniformes; Cyprinidae
Product: hemoglobin cathodic subunit beta-like
Exons: 2
Coding region: 284-547 (87 amino acids)
Biological process (GO): oxygen transport; hydrogen peroxide catabolic process
Cellular component (GO): blood microparticle; hemoglobin complex; haptoglobin-hemoglobin complex
Molecular function (GO): peroxidase activity; organic acid binding; oxygen carrier activity
Source: RefSeq, a predicted model, not a curated record
UGUCCAGUUUUUUUUUUUUCGGGGCAAGCAUCCACAUGAAUUUGAUGAUUGAAUCCAUAUUUAUUUUGUGAUGUUUGAAAUAUAUUUCUGACAAAUCUGACUUUGCAGUUUCUAAUCAAAAUGUAGCAUUAGCUCGGAUCGGGUCCAAAUAUGAACAACCACACAGCCAAUCAGUCUCAGCGCCUGAUGUGGGAGCGGAGAGUGCGAGUAUAAAUAAAAACUCCGCGAGCAUCUCUCUAUGUUCAGCAUUCACACUCGUUGAAAAAGUAAAGACAUAAUCACAAUGGUGGAGUGGUCAGAUUCUGAGCGCAGUACUAUUGCGAGUGUCUGGGGCAAAAUCAACGUCGAUGAAAUCGGACCCCAGGCUCUGGCAAGGGUGCUGAUUGUUUAUCCCUUGACUCAAAGGUAUUUGGGUGCCUUUGGAAACCUUUCCAGUGCAGCUGCAAUCCUGGGCAAUCCCAAGGUUUCAGAGCAUGGCAGAACAGUGCUAAAUGCGUUGGACAAAGCCGUGAAGAACUUGGAUAACAUCAAAGGCACUUACUCUUAACUCAGCCAGCUGCACUGCGACAAACUCAACGUCGGUCCAGAUAACUUCAGGGUACAUGCUACUUCUUUAUUUUCUAAGUUUGAGCUUGUUAAUGGGGAUAUCACAACACCUCCGUAAUACAGUUAUGACUUGCCUAACAAAUGCACGUUCAGGGUCGUGCAGAGACCUUUGGAGGGGUGGGUGCUCAAAGUAUAAAAGGGGCAUAUGGAAUACGGCUUGAAAUAGCGCUGUGCUCCUUGCUGAUCCGUGUAUCGAAACGGAUGCUUCUGUAGCAGCAAAUGCCGUGAAUAAGUU